AAGUAAAAUCAAAGAGAGAAGAUCAGUACCAAAGCAGUAUUGUGGCUUGAAGAAGUGAGGAUUUUUAGCAGACAAACAUGGUAAGGCAGAAAUCAUUUCCCAAAAUAUAAGCUGAUCAUUUUCUUGGAUUGUCCAUAGACAACAUUUUCCCAUUUUAUUUGUUGUGUUUUAUCCGCAGUCUGCCAUCUUCAACUUCCAAAGUCUCCUAACAGUUGUACUUUUGCUAAUUUGUACAUGUGCCUAUAUUCGAUCGAUUUACCCGGCACUUUUGGACAAGAAUAAACACGGGUAAGCGAUCGCAAUAAUUUGCUGCAUCUAGAGCCUCCUCUAUCUGUUUCAGACAACAACAGUGAGUGAUUAGUGACUCCAGUGUGUCAUGCCGGCGGCUCCGUGUCUGUGAUGACGUGGAAUUUGUCGGAAACACGAUUUUACGCUAAAAUGUCACUUUCCUUUCAUUUUAGUGUGAAUUUGAUAAUGAAUAUGUCCUUGAUACAUCAGUGCAUUUGUAACAAAAAAUUUUGGUUUUUACGUUAACUGCGCAAGUACAAUGCAUUUUUAAACAUGUGUAUGUGAAUGCUGGAGCUUGGGGGCUAAUCACAUCUGUCCUUAUCACAAGCGAGUGAUGAUUCACAGACACAGGGCCGGUAAUUGUUUUCUUUCUUGAUAGACGGAAAAUUCCUUUCCAACUCUAAAAUUUGGCUUUAACAAAGGGAAAUGUGGUCAGUCUUUCCUAAUCAUCAUAUUUUGUUAAUAAAUGAUGUUCUUGUUAUUAAAGAAUUGACCUUUUGUCCAAUGAAGCCUCCAGUUUAUUUUAUUAUUUUGGAAAAGUUGUUACUGACCAAACUUAAGGUUAAGCUGGCAAGAUGCUGACUAAGUUGCAUUUUUGCAUUUUUAUGGUGACAACAUAGUCAAGGUCCAUAAAAACACAAAUAGAACUACAGAAAUAAUUUUAUCCUUUAAAUUUUCUUAGAGGUAGUGGAAUUGUCCAUAUGCUUCAAAUGUAAAUUAUCAGCAUUACAACACACAUUGAAUGAUUGAAGCAAGCUUCCUUUCAGUUCCUAGCAACAGUGGUCAGUAGAUUAUGAGAUAAACAUUUAUGUAGGAGGUUCAAACUUUAACAUUCCAGUUUGGAAUUCCUGAAGGAUCUCAAGAAAGAGACAAUUUGCGUGAACUGGUCAGUUACUGGAAUCUUCCUUUUUCUCUUGGAUAGGUUAUUAGGGAUCUUUUGGAAAGCAGCAAGAAUUGGUAAGUUUAGACCUAAAGAAAGAAAACCUUUCAAUGUUGCAUUACGAAUUAGCUCCCAAAAAAUGUGCAACAAAUGGAAAACUUUUACUUGUUGAUGAUAAUUUAAAUCUUUACAACCUAACAUCACUAUGCAUAUCCUCUAUACUGUUAUGUAGACAUUUCCUAAGGUGCUGACAAGGAGAAAUUGUUGUACAUUAACCCUUUAACUCCCAUGAGUGACCAAGAUAGAAUUUCUCCUUACAAUAUCAAUACAAGAUCAACUAGAUAAGUGAUGAGAAUAAAGAAAAAUAUUGAUUUGGGGAUAAUUAGUUGAUCCAAUGCUAAAUUCUCUGAACUAACAUUACAAGAAUUGUAAAGUUGACAGUAAGGAGAACAACAAAUUUGAUCUGGGAGUUAAAGGGUUAAAGAGCUUCUUUAGUUGGUGAUCAUUCCCCUUAUUCUCCUGACAUAAAAUAUUUAUUUCAUUGGUGAUAUUGUGAGGAGAAAUUAGAUGCUAGUCACUCAUAGGGGUGGAAGGGUUAUAAUAAGCAGCUACAACUUAAUAAUCUCAGUCAGAAAUAACAACCCUCCUAAUGAUAAUUACUUCAAAGGCAAACUUUAGCAGCAUAUUCUCCUUGUCAGGACUCCAGGAAAUGUAUAGAGAACAGUAUGGAACAUAUAAAUACUCAUGUAAGGACUAAAAGAGUUAAGGAAUCCAAGAGAAUGUAAAUCAUGAAUUAUACAUCAUGAUAUUGACUACAAUUGUGCACCGAGUAUUGUAUGCUUCUGGCAACAGUUCAAGCCAAUUGAAAACUUUGUUCACUUCCUUAAACUUGUGAAAUUAGAGGUUGUUGAUUGGGUUUUAAUUGCUAGUGACCAUUAAAUUGAUCUUUUGUUAUUUUUCCAAAAGGUGAAAGAAAAAGUCCAUAUGUAGCUGUUUGUUGUAUAGCUAUGGCUGCAAGUAUUCUUUUCUGGCAGUGAGAAGAUUUCUCAGUUGUCACCCUAUGAAAAUUCCAGCAGAAAGUACAUGGUACAUAAGGAGGGGAUUGCAAGAUAGAGUGGCAGGAGAUGUUAUGACAUUCAUGGACAAUAUAACCCAGAAGUGGGAAGACAUGGUUGUAGUAUAGUGUAUUGUUUAACUUUGUGAAAUAGGAACAUAAAAUCAUUUUUACAAUCCUGAAAAUCAGUUAGAAAAAAACAGAGUCAAAGGGAAUGAAGUAAUAUAAUUUCAAAUGCUUGAAGAGAUUUUCUUUUUCAUUUUAUUUAAUAAUACCUUAAUGUCAACCAAAUUCUUUUAACUACAUGUAAACUAGAAUGAGUACUCAUUCUGAGUAGAAAAGAGUAAUGUUAAAAACUACAACACAAUAUGACCACUUCACCCAAGCAUGCAAGUUUUUGCUUUACUUAAAUCAUCAUGCUACAGUAACAUUGUUGAGGAGAAACAUUAUUGCUAUUUAAAGCUACCAGAAAUCUCUUUAAAAAGCAUCUUCACAACCAACUGACAUAACUGUUCUCCUUAACCCUUUCAUUCUCAAGAUCUCAUAAGUAGUUCUCCUUAGUGUCUGCCUUAAAAUUCCUGAAGUUAGUUUUGAGAAUUUGGUAUCGGAUUAACUAAAUAAUCCACAGAUUGAUAUUUUUUUCUUCUCAUCACUUGUCUGCUUGAUUUUGUAUUGAUAUUGUUAGGAGAAAUUCUGUCUUGGUCAUGUGUAGUAGUUAAAAGGUUAAAGAGGUUUUUCCUAUGGAUUGUGAUGUGCAGUAAAUAAUCAUCUUUGAAAACAAGAAAAGCACAUACAAAGUCAAAUUUGUAAUUAGGUGAAUCUUAAGACUGAUGUGCUCAUAUCAAACAUGCAACAACUUUUAAAAAUAGGUGCAAUUUCAUGUCAAUUUAGGAGAUUUAACAAUCACCCAUUUGGUACCCACUUUAGUAACUAAUUAAUCAUUUUGAUUAACUUUCACAAUUCAGUGCUUGACUUACAUGAAUUGUCUACAGCUGUUAUAAUACAAGUAUCACUGAGUGCCUGGAGGCUUUUGUCUUGGAAUUCAAGAGUGCCAAGCCCUUAAAAGUGGGAUUUGAAAAGUGAAGUUGUUUUGAGGCAAAAGUUACUAAUCUGUGACAUCCAUGCUCUACUGAAGCAUAGUCCUCUAAAACAGUUUCUGACCAAUAGAAUGCACAUAUAAAAUGUGUAUAUUCCUCUUGCACACACCAUUGCUAAACUGACUGCAACCUUGAAGCUACACGUCAUUAAAUUCAUGAAAUUUUUCUUGUGCUCAACAAUAUCAAGCUCUUUUGAAAUAAAUUCAGCAACUGAAAUAACAUUCAGAAACUGUUGUAAACCAAUCUGUUACUUAGAAACUGCAAUAAUAUUUGUAAUAGUUGUGACAGAAUAAUUAUGUAAAGGUAAAUUGAAUACAGUUGGAGAUAGAGUAGUUUCAACUGAGUGAUUUUUUGAGCAUUUUUAUGACCUUGUCAGUGGUACCUCUCUAAGUUGUUGCAUCUACCAG
This is a messenger RNA of Pocillopora meandrina, 3726 nucleotides long. NCBI's taxonomy places the organism in Eukaryota, Metazoa, Cnidaria, Anthozoa, Scleractinia, Pocilloporidae. The record is from the annotation of a GenBank genome assembly.